This is a messenger RNA of Trichomycterus rosablanca, 1522 nucleotides long. RefSeq names its product prune homolog 2 with BCH domain (gene prune2). Gene Ontology annotation, biological process: apoptotic process. Lineage: Eukaryota; Metazoa; Chordata; Actinopteri; Siluriformes; Trichomycteridae. Bases 143 to 1150 code for a protein of 335 amino acids. The record is from RefSeq and is a predicted model, not a curated record. The transcript is spliced from 11 exons. Gene Ontology annotation, cellular component: cytoplasm.
ACAGAUACAGCUUUUGUAUACCCUGCACCGGAGAGAGACAGAGACGUAAAGAGGGAGAGUAGAGAGCGAGAGAGAGAGAGAAAGAGAGAGAGAGAGAGAACCACUCAUCUAUCCGCAGUGUUAUCCACCUGGUGAUGUGGAGAUGGAGCCUCCUCAACACAAGGUGAGCUUUGAGGGGGCAGAAAGCAGACCAGCCCCACCCACCACUCUGCCUCUGAAAGGUGAUGGGGGCUCAGGUUCUCAAAGGAAAAAACUUUCAGCUCCUCGGAUCAGUCUUUCACUGGAUCAUAGUGAGGAUGACCUGUUUGACACACCUGAUGAUUUGGACAUUAAUGUGGAUGAACUGGACACACCUGAUGAAGCAGACCUUCUGGACUAUACCGACAACGAGAUUGACUGGGAGGAGCCUAGGGUAUCACAGAGUGUUUUGGUAAGGGAGGAGCCUGAACCCAUUCCCACAUACAGUAAUGAGGAGGAACGGCAGGAUUCCAGUCUCUGGAGGACUGUCAUUAUUGGUGAACAAGAGCACCGCAUUAACAUGAAGUGUAUUGAACCCUACCAAAAAGUCAUCUCACACGGAGGCUACUAUGGAAAUGGUGUGAAUGCCAUUAUUGUGUUUGCUGCUUGUUUCCUUCCGGACAGUGAUUGCGAGGACUACCAUGAUAUAAUGGAGAACCUUUUCCUGUAUGUGAUUAGCACAUUGGAGCUGAUGGUAGCAGAAGACUACAUGAUCAUAUACCUCAAUGGAGCCACUCCUCACCGGAGGAUGCCUGGUCUUGGCUGGCUGAAAAAGUGCUACCAGAUGAUUGACAGGAGGUUAAGAAAGAACCUGAAAUCAUUUAUUAUCGUGCAUCCUUCCUGGUUCAUUAAAACUAUCCUAGCCAUCACCAGACCCUUUAUUAGUUCAAAGUUUAGCGGCAAGAUUAAGUACUGUAACACUUUAGCAGAACUGGAAGAGCUAAUCCCAAUGGAAUAUCUCCAUAUACCUGAAUGCAUCACCAAGGUUGAUGAUGAGUUACGGGAAGCAGCAGAAAACUCGAAGAUCAACAGCUUUUUACAAGGACAUGAUGUAGCAGAGGAGGAACCUAUAGACCAACCCAGUGUAAACAGAUUAGGUGGCAGAAGAGGAAUGCAUGGACAGUAUCAGUGAAUAUUUGAAGCUGGAUCACACUAAUGUGCUUAUAUUCUAUUCUCUUCUGGUACUUGGAUCAAUCAAUUGCCCAAACACAGUUCACAUUAGCAGAUUAGAAACUACUGCAUUCAUUAUUUAAAGGAGUUCAAGAACAGACCACUAAAACAAACAAAAAAAAUCAUUGCAACCAAACAGCUUCUCACAUAUAGGGGAAGGAUUCCAAAGCUCUUUAGUAUUUGUUAUUGAGUGUUCUCCCUCAUUUGUUAGAUACAGUUGUUCUUCAAACAUUUGGGCACCCUUGGCCAGAUUACAGAAUAGAACCUUUGUCACAAACUAUUUAAAAGUAGUUUUUGUGACAGUUCUUUUUUCUAUUUAAUUAACAUGAAAAAU